CCACUGACGGAAUCGACCAACCACUGUCUCGAGCGUCGCGACCGUCGUCGCACUUCGCGUUUCUCGGUUGCAGCGCGCGGAUCGUCGGAGCGUCCCGCCUCGCCAACCAGAUUGUUUUCCGCGAUCUUUCGAUUUUGCGAGAGUGAGGUAAUCGAGAGUCAACGACCGUGAGCGACGAUGUCGGUGAUCUACAAGAACUCGAUGAAUGCCAUCAGCAAGUUCGUGCCCGAGAAGCUGCAGCCUCUAUGGAAACAUCCAGCUGGUCAGUAAAGUGGUCGGUCGAUCGUCGGGCUGUGCUAUGGCAGGUCCGCAAACCAUCUUCUUUUGGGCACCGGCCUUCAAAUGGGGGCUGGUAAUCGCCGGUCUCGGUGAUUUGCAGAGGCCAGCGCAUAAAGUCUCCAUCAGCCAAUCUUGUGCCUUGGGCAUCACUGGAUUAAUCUGGACCAGAUACUCCUUAGCCAUUACGCCGAAAAAUUGGAACCUCUUUAGUGUGAAUCUGUUCGUCGCGUGUACAGCCAUUUACCAAGUGUCGAGAGCUGUGAUGUAUCAACGCCAGCAAGCUGCUCUGGAAGCAGCAAAGUCGUCAGAUCCAGUUCAUUGACAAUAGUCGACGGUGAUGCACAUUCCUAGGAAACGAAAUCCGGAAUAUUUAAUUCUUCACUACUUCGCGUUCCAAUCAAAUACGUUCACGUUUUAUCACUUAGAAUUCGUCGCAGACGAACCGUCUAAUAACGUGACGCUUAGCGUAUCUGACCAAUAUAUCUGAAUUACGAGCGAGACGAUCAUGACGCGCGCGCGCGAGCUAUUAAACUUACCAACCAACUCAGAUUUUCUCAAAACCGUGAAGAUGUAGUACAAUUAUAUUGUGCGCGUUCAACGAUCCGACGCUGUAGACAAGUAGUAUGUAUCUCUGAACGAAGCCGGCAUGCAUGUCGUCAUGAUAUAUGUUCCCAUUCAUCGCGAGACGAGCUGAAAAAGAUGUCAUGAGGUUUUUAUGUAAUGUUUACGUUCUGGGCUGCUCGCGCCAAACUGUGAUACGAAGCGACAUACGGUGCUUCUUCGUAAAGUCUUCCCGUUGACUUGGCGCGAUCAAAAAAAUGCGCCCUGCGUUGUACGGGUACAAGAUGAACUAAUGGAGUACAAUACAUACAACAUGAGACGAACGAACACGAAACGAGCAGGUAGUAUUGGGUAUAACAGACACUGUAGAUUAAACUGUGUAUAUAUACCGUACUGAAUACCGUUGCGCCCCAUUAAUUCAUCGCUAUUACGAUUUAUACAUAAUACUAACUUGCUCACGGUGCUUCCGCACAACAUAUCGACGUAAUGCGACACUUCGGAGGGACGGACAAAUGUACAAAAUAUACUUUAUUCGAUAAUUGUUGUAACUGCCUCGCCUUGUGGCCAGUUGAAAUAAAGUACGGAUAUUUUUAAUGUCGCUGCGUCGUCAAGUGAAACGAUCUAGUCCGAUAGCGACGUGACGAUUCAUCUGCACGUGAAUUUUCGAUGUUUUUAACAGUUGGUUUGAACGGUAAGUUAUUAAGAAGUUAUUAGAACGGUAUACAGAAAAACGUGAACAGUAAGGAAAUUAACCAAUCACAAUCGAUUAUUUAAGUUUUACUGCUGAUAUUCUUUUGUUGCUCCUAGCCUUAGAGUGGCUUUCUCCAAAUUUUGAUUAAGCUAGUGGAUAAUUAAUUUAAUUGACGGAGUUGCUAACAUAGAGAAGAAAAGAUAGUUUGUUAUUAAAAGUUAAGAAAAAUAAUCGUGCUCUUUUCUUAUAAUUUGUAUCUAAAAUUGAUAUUAUUAAGUAUUAAUAUUACGUAGAAUGAUCAAUAUUUUGAUUAUUGUCAAACAACAGAUUACAAAUUGCUGUUGACAAUUCUUCCAAUUAAUCGCCGAUUAAAAAUUUAAUUAGUGUUCGGGAAGUCAGCUUAAAACUUUCAAAUUAAACAUGGUCGCCAGCUCGAUUAAUCACAAUCGAUUUUUCUUAUACGAAUCGAUUAUUCCAAGGAGAAUAAUCGACUGUGAUUAGCUAAAUUUCUUAUUAUUUACGUCUCUCUGUGUGCUUCCGGUUUUACACAACGGUUUGAUUCCCCGACUUCCGAAGUAAGAAAAUAAUGCGCUCAAUAUUUAAUGAGAGCAAUCAAUGUUUAACUGUGUUGUCUAUUUGUGUGAAUGUCGAAUACGCAGAUGUUUCGUGUCGCCAAGUGAGGAAAACAAGGUAAUUACCUCGUUCGACUAAUGAGCUUUGUUAAGAUUUCGCGGUAACCUCUACAGUAUUGCUGUUAAUUUCACGAAUAUCUCAGUGUCACGAUAGAAAUUCGUCGAGUACAUGGUUACGAGUACACGGUUGCUAAACUUAGAAUUUAUGUUAUAAAACAUCGUUUCUCUUAUAAAAUUCAAGCUAUCUCGAUCGUUGACGACAGAGUGCCAUCGUUUGUUUUACGUCAAGUAAAAAGAGAUAAUAUCUACACGUGUCUAUCCAUAACACGAGAAUAUAUUUUUUAUAAAGAACGUCUACAAAGCUCUAGGUUAAAUAAAAUUGAUCUAUUAUU
Odontomachus brunneus is the source of this 2555-nucleotide messenger RNA. RefSeq names its product mitochondrial pyruvate carrier 4-like. Gene Ontology annotation, biological process: pyruvate import into mitochondria. NCBI's taxonomy places the organism in Eukaryota, Metazoa, Arthropoda, Insecta, Hymenoptera, Formicidae. The record is from RefSeq and is a predicted model, not a curated record. The transcript has 4 exons. The coding region runs from base 206 to 601 and encodes 131 amino acids. Gene Ontology annotation, molecular function: pyruvate transmembrane transporter activity. Gene Ontology annotation, cellular component: mitochondrial inner membrane.